UGGACUUCGCCAAUGCUGUCAUGGCGGUCUCGAGCAUCAACAGUUUGGAUGGUUUAAAAUCCAUCAAAACAAUGCCAGUGGGAAGUCCAAAUCUACCUCGUUCAACCCUCAGUGAAAUACAUUCACAAGAGGAAUGUGGUAUACCAUUAAAUACACGAUGGACAUUCUGGCUUGACAAAUCAAUUCCUGGUACAACUGUAGCACAAUAUGAGGCAACAAUGAGGAAGUUAUAUACAGUCAGUACAGUACAGGGUUUCUGGAGUGUUUAUAACAACAUACCAGAUGUUGACAAGCUGAACGUCAGAUACACUUAUCAUUUAAUGAGGGAAGAAAGAAGACCUGUUUGGGAAGAUGAAUUUAAUUGUAAUGGUGGGAACUGGAGAAUAAAAUGUCACAAAUUUGAAUCUGUAAGAGUAUGGAAAGAACUUCUGUUAGCAGCAAUUGGAGAACAGUUUUCUGAUUGUUUAGCUGAAGGUGAUGAAAUAAGUGGAAUGAGUAUUAGUGUACGAGAAAGAGAUGAUAUAUUACAAAUCUGGAACACUCAAGCUUUAUUACACGAACAAGCAACAGUUAUAGAUAAAGUCAAAGAAUUACUACCUGAUGUUCAUUUUCCUGCCAUAUUUUAUAAAGCUUUCCAGACACAUUCAGCAUUUGAGGGUGAUAAACACAAGUCAAGUUGGAAAGGAUGAAAGAAAAAACCAAAGAAUGUCAAAGUUAUUUCCCAAGCAUUCACAUAUUAUGACAUAAUCAGUCAACAUGUGGUACUCGUGAAGAUUGAAUGACCUCAUUAUUGUGAGAAAACUAGGAAUCAUUAAUUAAGUAUGAAUGAUGAAGAAUACAUGUUUCUCAAAAGUUAAGCAUGAACUUGAUAAAAAUCUUCAGGAAAUAACAAUCCUCCUAUAUCAUCUGUAGAGCUCUCUGUGUUAUGCCAGAUUUAUAAAAUCAAGAUAAGAUGAAAAAGGAAAAAAGCAACGUACUAUUAUAUUAAACUUUUUACAGAAAUCCUGGGUAUCAUUGUAGAUAUCUUUUUAAAGAUUUAAACUGCUGUAAAUGUAGCUGUCUCAGAUGCUAUAUUCAUGUUAGUAUCACAACAUAUUUGUUUUACAGUUAUUGUAAAUAUCCAGCGGAAAUGUUUAUCAUUAAAAAAAAGAUUAUGUU
Mytilus californianus (California mussel) is the source of this 1158-nucleotide messenger RNA. Its product is annotated as eukaryotic translation initiation factor 4E type 3-like. Bases 21 to 689 code for a protein of 222 amino acids. NCBI's taxonomy places the organism in Eukaryota, Metazoa, Mollusca, Bivalvia, Mytilida, Mytilidae. The transcript has 7 exons. Gene Ontology annotation, cellular component: eukaryotic translation initiation factor 4F complex. Gene Ontology annotation, molecular function: RNA 7-methylguanosine cap binding; translation initiation factor activity. Gene Ontology annotation, biological process: translational initiation. The record is from RefSeq and is a predicted model, not a curated record.